AUGUUCGUCUUCGUGGUGGGUACACUUAUUGUCUCUCUUCUUGUACAAAUCGGAGAAACAGCGAAGUGCACUGCCAAGAGUGGAGAUAUCAGUGCCCGGUGGCAAGUGGUCGACGGAGAACUUACUGUAGAGGUAACCACCAACAACAUUGGAAACAAUGAAUGGUCUGCUGUUGGCUUCGGACCAGACAUGAGUGAUUUGAAUGUGGUAAUAUUCCAAGUAGUUGAUUUCAAACCAAGUUUGGUAACUGGAACAACCCAAGGAUACGGAGCUCCAACCUUGGAUUCCUCGCCAUCUGUAACUCUCCAAUCUCUAAAUUACAACAGUAACACUAUGGUUGCUCGAUUUGCCCGUCCACUUGGCUCCCUCUCUACAUGCACAACUUGGAAUUUCGUCACUGAUGGAGCUAUCGAAGACGGAUCAAUCGGAUAUCACAACACUGCUCCCCACUCUGUAGAAAUUUGUGCUGACAAGUGUACCCGCAAGAUUUUCGACUAA
Molecule: messenger RNA, 498 nt
Organism: Caenorhabditis briggsae
Lineage: Eukaryota; Metazoa; Nematoda; Chromadorea; Rhabditida; Rhabditidae
Exons: 5
Coding region: 1-498 (165 amino acids)
Source: RefSeq, a predicted model, not a curated record